Molecule: messenger RNA, 3900 nt
Organism: Sus scrofa (pig)
Lineage: Eukaryota; Metazoa; Chordata; Mammalia; Artiodactyla; Suidae
Source: RefSeq, a predicted model, not a curated record
GGGCCGGCCAGUCAGCCCCGGGCGCGGGCGGGGCGCGGCUCCGAGCGCGAAACAUGGCGGGACGAGUCGCCGUUGGCGGCGGUGGCGGCAGCGAGGAUGAGGGCGACGACGCCGUGUUCAAGGCGGCCGUGGAGGUCUUCGGGAAGCUGAAGGACCUCAACUGCCCCUUCCUCGAGGGUCUUUAUAUCGCAGAACCAAAGACUAUUCAGGAACUGCUGUGUAGCCCGUCCAAGUACCGCUUGGAAAUCCUGGAGUGGAUCUGUAUCCGGGCCUGUCCGUCCUGGCAGGAUAAGGUCAGCUCGCUGAAGGGGGCCUCAGCCGAGGCGAAGGUCCAAGAGAUGGUGAAACUAGGCCACGAGCUGAUGUUGUGUGGGCCGGGUGACCAGGAGCUCCUGAAGGGCCGGGCCUGCGCCCAGAAGCAGCUGCGCUUCAUGGACCAGCUGCUGGAUGUGGUCCGGAGCCUGACUGUCGGAUGCUCCAGCGGCUCCAGCACGAAGGAGCACUUGGAGGACAUCAGGGAGAAGAAUGAGGCGUUGCUGGGGGAGCUCUUCCUGAGCCCCCACCUGCAGACGCUCCUGAGCCCGGACUGUGACCCGGGGCCCCUGGACGUGCAGCCUCUUCUGGACAAGCCGCGCGGUGACCGGCGGAGCACCAGUCCCUCCGUCGAGUUGGAGGAGGAGAAGGUGGCCGAGCUGGCCCGGCAGCUGCAGGAGAGCACCUCGAAGCUCCAGGCGCUCAGGACGGAGCACAAGCCAGGGGCCGCUGUGAGCGGGGCCGACACCAGCACCCUGGACCAGAAGCUGCGCCUGGUCAGCUCUGACUUCCACCAGCUCAUCGUGGCUUUCCUGCAAGUGUAUGACGACGAGCUGAGUGAGGGCUGCCGGCGCCCAGGCCCCUACCUCCAUCCGUGUGGCCCCAUCGUCCAGGCUGUGUACCAGGCUCUGACUUCGUGCAGCCAACUGUUGAAAGCGGCCGUGGAGGCCACCGACACCUCGGCGGAAGCCAUGGAGCUGGCUGCGCAGCAGCAGGGCGAGCCGCUCUGUUGGGGCAGCAACAACGCUGCCAUGAGUCUCGCCAGCAAAAUGGAAGAGCUAAGCCAGAAAUAUAAGACCUUCAGCGACGGUCUGCACAGGGGCCCAGAGUAGUCUGGGCACCGCCUCCAGAUGCCUGGCGCCUUCAGCUCCUCGGGAGGGAAGGGCAGAGGGAGGAGGGCAGUGUGAGCUGGAGAGAAAAGAGAGCUUCUGAGAAGUUGCCUGCUGCCUGCUUCUUGCUUCCACGGCUCUGCCUGCCUCCUGCUCUCUGCUGCGGGGCCUGGCCGCUCCGGCCUCCUGUCCCAUCCCGCCUGGCCCACGUCCUCCCCCUGCUGCUGCCGGCUUCAGCUGGGUGAGGCCGAGCCUGGGGCGUCUCCGCCUUGCCAUGACACCUGCUUGAAUGCCACCAGGGCCUCUGCUGUCUCCUCCCCUGCUUCCUCCCCAGGCCACCUGGCACCAGCUUGGGGAGUUCCUGCGGUGGCCUGACUGGUUGUCCAGGAAGCUGCUGUCUGGGCUUUUCAGGUGACCCAGUAUCUCCCUGAGCCAUGUGCCUGUCACAGCCACUCCCUCCCUUCAAGUGCAGGAACAGGCACAGCUGGGGAGGCCCCCCCCACCCCCCGCUCCCUCAGCCCAGUGUCAGGCAAAAGGGGGCUGAGGGAGGGGCCACCUCUAAGCACUUGGCCCACCAUGGAGCCCCGCCUGGGCUGCUCUGUCCUGCUCCCUGCAUCUCUGCACCUUGGCUUCCCCAAGUCCCCCUGUGGCUGCCCCAGGCCAGGAAGCUCCCGGGAGCUGGGUGCCCAGCCCCCCCCCAGGGCCUCCCCCAGACGGCUGCUGUGGGAGGUGGGUGGACAGGCAGGCCUGUGGUCACCGUGGCCCUGGUUCAUCGACAGCUUUACAGACCAGAGGACUGGCGCACCUACAGUGGGCAGGCUGCCUCCGUGCGCCCCAGUCGGACAAUGCCCCCCGCUUCCUGCACCCUGGAGGGCCUUUUCCUUUCCCUACUUUUUUUUUUUUUUCUUUCUUGGCCACCCUGGCCUAUGGAGUUCCCGGGCCAGGGAUUACAUCUGAGCCAUAGUGGCAGUUUCAACCUACUCUGCAGCUGCUGCGACCACCAGGUCCCUUAACCUGCUGUGCCAGGCUGGGGACCGAACCUCUGUCCUGGUGCUGCAGAGGUAUUGCCAAUCUCGUUGCGCCACAGCGGGAACUUCAAACCCUCCCUUGACUGAGCCGGUGGGGAAGGCCUUGGAGCCCAGGGCCGCCCCCACCUCUGCCGCUCACGGUGCCUCCGCGGCCUCGCCCCCGCCCUUCCCUGGCGGCCUCUGCUGAGGGCCCUUUAGGCGUCAGGGGUCCCUGUCCUGGGGGAACAGGGCAUCUCCCGUCCUGGUGAAAGAUGAGCCCGAGGCACCCCCGACCCUGGCACUGGGGCCGGACCGAGGCCCGUCUGUCCAGCUCCCUCCAGCCUCCGCGGGGGAUGCCCUCUGUCCGCCCGGCCCAGCUGCUGCGCUGGCCUGGCGCGCUCCAGGCAGGGCUGGCCCGAGGGCUUGGGCUUCCUCCUGUGCCUGUGAGGACACGCUCCUUCAGCCUGCACUGUGCUCCUUGCUCGUCUCGUCGGCAGCCUGUGUGGGGCCCCGGAGCCGGCUUUUCAGUGUGUGAACACGGGGCGUGUGUCCCAGUGGCUGCGAGCGAGCGAGCGAGGGGGCGGUGAGCCGGCUGCGCAGGUCCUGCGGCCUCAGGCCUCCUCGUUGCCCAACAGGCGGCGGGGGGCGGGCCACAGCCACAGAUUAAAGGCCGCCUGGAGCGGCCCGUGCAGACAGGUGCCCAGCAGCCCAGGAAGCCGGCCUGCGCCCGCCCCAGCAGGAGGCUUCGCCGUCCCUGUGAGAACGUCACCAUGGCCGAGGCGCCUCGGGCUGAGACCUUCGUCUUUCUGGACCUGGAAGCCACCGGGCUCCCCAGCGUAGACCCCGAGAUCGCCGAGAUCUCCCUGUUUGCCGUCCACCGCUCCUCGCUGGAGAACCCGGAGCGGGAUGAGUCUGGCGCCCCCGUGCUGCCCCGGGUCCUGGACAAGCUCACGCUCUGCAUGAGCCCGGAGCACCCCUUCACCGCCAAGGCCAGUGAGAUCACCGGCCUGAGCAGCGAGGGCCUGGCCAGGUGCCGGAAGGCCGGCUUCGACGGCGCGGUGGUGCGGACGCUGCAGGCCUUCCUGAGCCGCCAGGAGGGCCCCGUGUGCCUCGUGGCCCACAACGGCUUCGACUACGACUUCCCCUUGCUGCGCACGGAGCUCUGGCGCCUGGGCGCCCACCUGCCCCAGGACACUGUCUGCCUGGACACGCUGCCGGCGCUGCGGAGCCUGGACCGUGCCCACAGCCACGGCACCCGGGCCCAGGGCCGCAAGGGUUACAGCCUGGGCAGCCUCUUCCGCCGCUACUUCCAGGCAGAGCCCAGCGCAGCGCACUCGGCCGAGGGCGACGUGCACACCCUGCUCCUGGUCUUCCUGCACCGCGCCGCCGAGCUGCUCACCUGGGCCGACGAGCAGGCCCUCAGCUGGGCCCAGGUUGAGCCCAUGUACGUGCCGCACGAUGGCCCGGGCCUCGAGGCCUGAGCCAGGGGCCCGGUGACGCUGCCACCCAGGGCAGUGAGGCCUGCUCCCUGCAGCACGGGUACCUCGUGUCCUGCAGCUGGCACCGGACCAGUGCCUCGCUCCCGAGCGUUCUCUCGGCUGGGCAGCCGGGCCCCGUGCACCUGCCGGGCUUUCCCCAGGCUGCAGCCGGACUGGCCUCGCAGCCCUGGAGCCUCCCCACCGCCCAAGUUCUGGUGGAGUUUGCCGCACCCACGCCUCCCCGUCUUUCAAUAAACAUCGACGACAACUGCU